This is a messenger RNA of Aethina tumida (small hive beetle), 3139 nucleotides long. It is a transcript of the gene Pi3K59F, whose product is annotated as phosphatidylinositol 3-kinase catalytic subunit type 3. The transcript has 8 exons. Gene Ontology annotation, biological process: autophagosome assembly; phosphatidylinositol-mediated signaling; endocytosis. NCBI's taxonomy places the organism in Eukaryota, Metazoa, Arthropoda, Insecta, Coleoptera, Nitidulidae. Gene Ontology annotation, molecular function: 1-phosphatidylinositol-3-kinase activity. Gene Ontology annotation, cellular component: peroxisome; membrane; phosphatidylinositol 3-kinase complex, class III, type II. The coding region runs from base 226 to 3069 and encodes 947 amino acids. The record is from RefSeq and is a predicted model, not a curated record.
GUUUUUUGGGCAUUUAAAUUGUUCAAAUUACCUUCUUUCUUUCCUGUUCGUCCACAUGCGAAGUUAAAAUUAACACAAACGAAAAAAAAAUAGUAUUCUCGUAAAAGGGAACCCAAAUUAAUGACAGUGGACACUUUGUCAGAUACGUCAAACCAGUAACCCCACUUUGUUUGUUAUGAUGACAGCCAAACAAUAAAUAUAAAAGAAUAACGAAACAAACCAACAAUGGAAGAAAUUAGCGAUAAACUGCACUACAUCUACAGUUCCUCCCUCACCCAGAAAGUUCAAAUCAAGAUCGGAACUUUGGAAGGGAAACGGGAAAAGCCCGGCUACAAGGAACUAUUGGCGGACCCUAUGCUCAAAUUCUCCGGGGUUUAUCAAGAGACGUGUUCAGAUUUGAUGGUAAAGUGUCAGGUGUUUGACAACAAUCAGCCACUUGCUUUGCCCGUAACAACAUCCCAUAAGGCAUUCGUGACACGUUGGAACUGGAAUGAAUGGCUGUCCCUACCAAUUAAGUUUAAUGACUUACCCAGGACUGCACAGUUAGCGUUGACAAUUUAUGAUUGUUAUGGACCAGAUGAUGUUGGUGUUGUUGGUGGCACUACAAUAUCUCUAUUUAGUAAACACGCCUUAUUUCGACAGGGAAUUAUAGACUUGAAAGUGUGGCCAAAGAAAGAAGCAGAUGGAAACAUGCCCACAACAACUCCCGGUAAAGAAACGCAAAAAGGAAAUGAAAAAUAUGGGUUAUCAAAAUUGGCCAAAAAACACCGCACUGGUCAAUUAAGAAAGGUAGACUGGUUAGACCGAUUAACAUUUAGGGAACUGGAAGUGUUGAAUGAAAGAGAAAAGAGGUCUUCAGAUUAUUUGUAUCUUAUGGUGGAGUUUCCAACAAUUACAGUAGACAAUAUUGUCCACCACAUAGUUUAUUUUGAACCUAAUGGCGAGGACAUUUACACAGUUCGUGUCCAGACCGAUCUUGUUGUCGUUCCAGACCAAGAAAUAUUGAAGGAGAAUCUGGUCGAGAGCAAGCACCACAAGUUGGCACGUUCGUUACGUAGCGGCCACAGCGAUAAGGAUGCGAAGCCCAACGCAGAGAUGCGUGAUAAAUUAAACACCAUCGUCUCCUAUCCACCCACCAAAAUGUUGUCAAACGAGGAACAGGAUUACGUCUGGAAGUUUCGCUUUUAUCUGAGCACCAACAAGAAGGCUCUGGCCAAGUUCCUGAAGUGCGUCAACUGGCACCUGGAGAACGAAGUCCCCCAAGCGUUGGCGAUGAUGGAAAAGUGGGCACCGAUGGACGUGGAGGACGCCCUCGAACUGCUCAGCCAGAACUUCCAGCACCGCGAAGUGCGCAAGUACGCGAUUUCGCGACUGCAACAGGCCCCCGACGACGACAUCCUUUUGUACCUUCUGCAACUCGUUCAGGCCCUCAAGUACGAGGACUUCGACACGAUUAAAGAGGGCUACAAAAGAAUAUCUCCUGGACGGGACGUCGCGGCUGCGCACGACGCGCCACUGGAGAAACGCGACAGUCGCGAGAGCAACACGAGCCGUGCCCGAGCUCCGCCCGAAAUGCGCCGAUCCUCCAGCUACAACCAGGCCGACCAGUUGGCCGCCUCCAAUGUGAACAGCGUGAUCGAGUGCGAGCCCAACGACGCAAAACUGGAGCCUAGACCGAUGAGUCUGCCCGAGGAGGCAUUGGGUCAGUGCGACGUGCAACCACAGCCGCUGCUCCCUCCGCUCGCACCUUCCAACACGGAUUCCGCCAACACGGACACUCUACAGAGUCACAUGGUGGAUGAAGAGACGGUGCAGGACCUGGCGGCCUUCCUCAUACAGCGUGCUUGCAAAAACUUGCGUCUAGCUAACUAUUUCUACUGGUAUUUAUUAAUUGAGUGCGAGGAUACGGACCCGGCCAUCAAGCAAGACGUACAAGUCAGGGAGAUGUACUUGACGGUGAUGAAGACGUUCUCCCAAACGCUAGCCAAGGGCAACGAGGCCAUGCAAAACAAACGCUACAUCCUGAACAAGCAGCAAAAGUUCAUUGACAAACUGGUGAAACUGAUGAAGCGGGUGCUCAGCGAGAACGGCAACCGUCGCAAGAAAGUGGAGAAACUCCAAAGCCUGCUCGCCAAUCCCGACGAGUUCAAAUUCAACUUCACCAAGUUCGAACCCAUCCCGUUCCCGUUGGACCCCGAGGUGACCAUCGAAGGAAUCGUCCCCGAAAAGGCCAGCCUCUUUAACUCGGCAAUGACGCCAUCCAAGCUGCACUUCAAAACCGCCAACGACGGAGAGUACGUGGCGAUUUUCAAGCACGGCGACGACCUACGACAGGACCAACUGAUCUUGCAGAUGAUCACGUUGUUUGAUAAACUAUUGAGGAAGGAGAACCUGGACCUGAAGCUGUCUCCGUACAGAGUCCUGGCCACGAGCACCAAACACGGCUUCGUGCAGUACAUAGACUCCGUGACGGUGGCGGAGGCCCUGGCCGCCGAGGGCAGCAUACAGAACUACUUCAGGAAGUACCACCCCCAGGACGGCAGCCCUUACGGCAUCGAACCGGACGUGAUGGACACGUACGUGAAAUCCUGCGCCGGCUACUGCGUCAUCACGUACAUUUUAGGCGUCGGCGAUCGUCAUCUGGACAAUUUGUUGCUGACCAAGGACGGCAAACUGUUCCACAUCGAUUUCGGCUACAUUCUGGGUCGAGACCCUAAGCCUCUGCCCCCACCUAUGAAACUGACCAAGGAAAUGGUCGAGGCGAUGGGCGGUGUCAACUCGGAGCACUACCAGACCUUCCGGAAGCUCUGUUACACCGCGUUCUUGCAUCUGAGAAGGCACGCCAAUUUGAUGUUGAACCUGUUCUCGUUGAUGAUCGACGCUAGCGUUCCCGACAUCGCUCUGGAACCGGACAAGGCUGUGAUGAAAGUGUUGGACAAACUGAGAUUAGAUUUGGGAGACGAGGAAGCGGUGCACUAUAUUCAGAACCUAAUUGAGCAGUCGGUGACGGCGGUCACCGCCGUCAUCGUAGAACAGAUCCACAAGAUCACCAUGUAUAUGCGAAAGUGAAUGUUGUUCUAUAAGUGUAAUUACGUUUUUAUUUUUAUAAAUUAUUUCAAAUAUAUUUUUUAUUAAACCA